AUGGGAGCGUACUUGUCGGCACCUAAAACGAAUAAGGAGUCCCUGGAUGGAGGAAACUUAGAGCUAGACCCAAGCAGAUAUGGACUAUCAUGCAUGCAAGGAUGGAGGAAGAACAUGGAAGAUAGUCACAUAUGCUAUAACAAUCUGAAACUGAACGAAAUAGAGGAGGACGUAUCUAUUUAUGGAGUCUUCGAUGGACAUGGAGGACCAAAUGUGUCAAAAUGGAUUUCGUAUAAUUUCCGAAGGAUUUUUUUAAAAUGCAUAAAAGAAGCUAGUGAGGAAUUAACAAAGAAGAAUCUCCACGAGUCGCAAAAUUAUAAAUUAAAACUAAUAAAAUUAACCCUUGAAAAAACAUUUCUGAAAUUAGAUGAAGAAAUGCUACUCACGGAGAAUCAAGAAAAAUUAAAAAAAUAUAGCGUGCCAACACAAGAAAAUGAAGAAGAAUCAGACACAAGGGAAAAUUAUUUGUAUUCCAUGUUGAAUGACAUCAUAUCGAAAAAUAUCAGCAUCAAAGCUGUAGAGAAAGAUGGGAAGAGGUGCUUACAGGUUGUUUAUAAUAAGGAUGGAAAUCCAGUAGAAGAAGGCAAUGGAGAAUCUUCCACCACGCUAAACGAUGAGGAAAAUAGCAAAUCGCCUGACUUGUUAGGCAACACGGAUGGUAUAGUUAAGGAGGAGGAUGAAGAAGAGGACAACGAUGAAGAUGAAGAUGGGGAAAAGGAGACUGCCAAGGAAGAGGGAGCGAAAAAGGAGAGCUGCAAAGAUGGGAAUAACAAAACUUUAAAGAAAGACGACGAUUUCCCCGAAGAUUUAACUACCAGCGAUGGGGAAGAAAAAGCUGCAGUCAAGGGGGAAGUACAAAAGGGCAAAAAGGAGGAAAAAACGGAAGAGGGUCAGGAGAACAAAAGUGCAAGUAAGAAAGACAAAACAGGUGCAGAGGGAAAAAAUGAGGAAGCAAAUGUGGCAGAGGGUAAGUGUGAGAUGGACUCAAAUAAGGCUAUAUCAAGUGCUAGUGGCAGUGAAGGUAAAGGCAAGGCAAAAGACGAGGAUGGUAAGGAACACGUCGAUGGGUAUGCCGACGACGGCGAAAGUGCGGAAACGAAUACGAAGAGAUUGAAGAAGGGCAUGAAUAACGAGUACGCAAAGAGCGAAAAAGAGAGCAACAAGGAGGAAGACCUGAGCGAUGGCGGUAGUGGUAGCACAUGCGAACCGGUGGUUAAGGCCGAACUGACGUAUGAUAACCUAAAGUCCAUGGAGGAGGCAGCGGCCAAGGAAGCUAAAAAUAAUGGGGCAAACGGUAAUUUGCCUGGUUUUGACGAAAGCGCACUAAGGUUAUAUGAAAAAGGAAACAGUAGCACUGAGGAAGGAUUUUCCUACGACGAUGCUGUGACAAACGUAAUUGAUAACAACAUAAGUAGUAAUAACGACGCCAGUAACGAAGGAGACGAUUGCAAUGGAUUAUAUUCUUCUGACGAGUUACGCCUAUUUGAAAAUUAUUACUCAAAUGAUUAUGAAGAUAACAUAGCUUAUAGUUGCGGGUCGACAGCACUAGUAGCAGUUAUCCUUAAGGGGUAUCUGAUAGUGGCAAAUGCAGGAGAUUCUAGAGCCAUCGUUUGUUUUAAUGGCAACUCGUUAGGUAUGUCCACCGACCAUAAGCCACAUUUGCAAGAAGAAGAGGCCCGAAUUAAAAAGGCAGGGGGAUAUAUUUCUAAUGGAAGGGUAGAUGGAAAUUUAAAUUUGACAAGAGCUAUUGGUGAUUUGCACUAUAAAAGGGAUCCAUUUUUACCUCAGAAGGAUCAGAAAAUUUCUGCGUUCCCCGAAGUUACUUGUGUUACGUUAACUCCGGAAGAUGAAUUUUUAUUUCUUGCUUGUGAUGGCAUUUGGGAUUGUAAGGAUGGACAAGACGUGGUCGGAUUUGUAAAGACGAGACUUGAAAAAUUCGAAGAACCGACAAAUGAUGAAACUGUAAUUGACAACACAGACAAUGCUAAUGAAAAUGCCACAACGACUAUUACCACUAAUGAAAAUAUUGUUAACAGUAUGGGCAAUGAUGAAAAGGAUAAAUCGAACGAGUUGGAGCAAAAUGAAGCAAGCAAGGAGAACAAAAAUGCGGAAGGAGAUGAGGUGGUGGACUUACCAAUAGGUAAGAAGAAACACAACAAAGCGACUGCUAAAGGCAUGAGUAGCAACGAUGAAGAUGUUGAAAAUGGUAGUGAGAAAAAAACGACAAAGGAAGAAGGAGGCCUUUCUGAAGGUGCUCAUGGGGAAGACCACGACGAUGAUGAUGAGGAAGAGGAUGAGGAGGAGGACGAAGAAGAUGAAGAAAGCAUCAAUCAUAUGGGAGACCAUGAUGGAUUAGAAAUUGAUAGAUAUGAUGAGGACGACACGAAAUUCGAUUCCGCACCAGUUAUCGUCAGGAAGAAAUUCGAAAAGUUUAAUAAGCUUUCCCAAAUUUGUGAAGAAUUGUGUGAUGAGUGCUUGUCCAACAAUUACAAAGAGAAUGAUGGAAUUGGAUGCGAUAACAUGACGUGCCUGAUCGUUCAGUAUAACCCCAUUUAUAAAAUACACACAGAGAAGAAGUUUUUAAAUAUAGACGAAAUUGAGUAA
This is a messenger RNA of Plasmodium fragile, 2604 nucleotides long. RefSeq lists its product as uncharacterized. Gene Ontology annotation, molecular function: cation binding; protein serine/threonine phosphatase activity. The transcript has a single exon. Bases 1 to 2604 code for a protein of 867 amino acids. Gene Ontology annotation, biological process: protein dephosphorylation. The record is from RefSeq and is a predicted model, not a curated record. Lineage: Eukaryota; Apicomplexa; Aconoidasida; Haemosporida; Plasmodiidae.